Molecule: messenger RNA, 1006 nt
Organism: Saprolegnia diclina VS20
Lineage: Eukaryota; Oomycota; Saprolegniomycetes; Saprolegniales; Saprolegniaceae
Exons: 2
Coding region: 54-941 (295 amino acids)
Biological process (GO): transmembrane transport
Cellular component (GO): membrane
Molecular function (GO): transmembrane transporter activity
Source: RefSeq, a predicted model, not a curated record
CGCGCUCGGCUCGGGUGAGCUCACUUUGCCUUUUCCUCAGUCGUCCCGCCAGCAUGGUCAACAAGUUCUUCCUCCGCGGCCUCGGCUUCUUCAACGACGCGUACGACCUCCAGGUCAUCAACAUCGUCAACAUCAUCCUCAAGCACCAGUACCGCACCGAGUACACGGCCGACAUGAAGUCCAACGUCUCGACCGCCGCGCUCAUCGGCGCUGUCCUCGGGCAGCUCACGUUUGGCUUUCUCGGUGACAUCCUCCUCGGCACGGCCGGCACGUGGUUCCUCUUUGACAUUGUGUUUUACGCGCAAAACCUCUUCUCUGCCUCAAUUCUCUCGGUCGUCGGUGCCAAGAGCACGCUCCGCACCACUGCGCUCCAGAACGUCUUGAUCUCGCUCGUGGCGCUGCCGGGGUACUACGUCGCGUGCUACUUCAUCAACAAGAUGGGCCGCAAGCGCAUCAUGCUCCAGGGCUGCACGGUCAUGACGGUCGUCUUCCUCAUCCUCGGCAUCUGGUGGGACGAGAUCCGCAAGUCGAGCGCCGGCUUCAUCGUGCUCUUUGGCUUGACGCUCUUCUUUGCCAACUUUGGCCCCAACAUGUCGACGUUCGUCAUGCCCACCGAGAUGUACCCGACCGCGAUCCGCAGCUCGUGCCACGGCUUCUCGGCCGCCAUGGGCAAGGCCGGCGCGUCGAUUGGGUCGUACGGCUUCUCGCUCUGGGUCGACAACCCGAGCUUUGGCUACGUCGGCACGUGGUUUACGUUUGCGGGCAUCUCGGUGCUCACGAUUUUGCUGACGGUCUUUUGCAUGUUUGACAACAAUGACGAGGCGAGCGUCAUGGACAACGACUUCAAGGCCAAGCUCGCCAUGGAAGACGACGACGUGCGCAAGUCGUUUGUGAGCCAGAUGGAAGAGCCGCUCGACCACUACGUCGAGAACAAGGCGUAGAGUGCAAUAGAUAUAUAAGUAUUUGUCGAAGUGAACAGAGAUGGUGUGUUCCUCUUUGCGUAUUG